CUUUUAUAUUUCAUCGGUAAUGUCAGAUUAGUACAUUCCAUUUUAGAGUCUUUAGUUGGCUUGUGGUCAGUGAUGUAAGAAAUUUAAAAUAAUACCAACCAACAGAGAAGUCUCAUGGCACCUUACUGGUUUCUUGGAGAUGAGUAUGAUUCCUGAGCAUGUUUUGGUUGUUUGCAUCCAUGCUCUUUCUAUCACAAUAAAAGAGAGAUAGUUUCCUCAGAUGACAGAUGUAACACAGUAUGGGUGUCAUAAUUACCUAUACCAAUUUCUUUUACAUAUUCGUCACCUUUAAUACUAUGUAUUCAGUCACAUUGGGACAUUUAUUUGCUUUGUAUGUUAAUAUGUAGUGUAAUAAGGUCAAAUUAAUUUACAUUAUUAGAAAUUGAAGUGAAUGACAUAUACAGCUAAUUAUAAACAAACUAUUACAUCAUUAGGCAUAAAUGGCAGUAAUUAACUACCACAAGGUGGACUUGAAUAAUAUUAUCAGAUAUGCGCAUGACAAAUCCAAAUAUCUUUUAUGCAUUGUUUACAAUAUUGUUGAUGUGAUGGUCUAAAUGUAGUUUAGAGUCAAGCUGUUUGCCAAGAUCACGGACACUACACAUUUAGCUAGGUUUGAACUGCAAAGGGAAUAUUGGGAGGUAAUAAUAUUUAUUUUUUUAGAAAACGUUAUAGAGUGGCACUUGGGAAUGCUCAGAAACAAUUUAUUUAUGUUGCAAUUAUCGGUGAGUCUAUUUAAGUCCUUUUUCAAGAGAAUAGUAUCAGAAGGAUUUAAUAUGGUUUUAUAUUUCUUUAGGUCGUCUGCAUAAAGUUAGAAUUUUGAAUUUAGGAAACAUGUGUGAAUAUCAUUAAUAAAUAGAACGAAUAGAAAAGGUCCUAAAAUGGAUCCCUGAGGAACACCGGAUGUUACAUCGGUGGUGUGAUGUGGAUGAUUGAUAUCAAUGAUAAUGCAGGACUUUCAAACUAUUAUUGAUCGAGUAACAGGCACGUUAAAUUAAUGCAUGAUCGUUUAUCAGGUGAUUGACGUGAGUAGAACUAGUCCAGAAAGUGUGGUGAAGUGGUUGCCGAGUCGAUGUCGCGUGCUGGUGGCCGGAGGGGACGGCACUAUAGCCUGGGUGUUGAACGCUCUUCACACCGCGUCACAUAUCAAGGCAAAAGUUGGGAUCAUGCCGAUGGGGACUGGUAACGAUCUGUCGCGAGCAUUAGGCUGGGGAGCAAGCUGCGCCUCCGUGUUGGACGCACACGCAACCAUUGCUUCCUUGCUCGAUGCCGUAGAACAACCGAUAGAUAGAUGGAAGGUGAGCAUAGUCCCGAAGCGGCGUCUCGGGCGCCUGCGACGCGAGCGCGUACUGUUCGCGUACAACUACGCUAGCGUUGGCGUGGACGCCCAGGUCGCGCUCGACUUCCACUACGCGCGCUCGCAGUUCCUCUACAAGUUCGCGAGCCGAACGCUCAACUACAUGGCAUACGCCGUGCUGGGCGCGGGGCGAGUGUUGGACGCGGGCCGCUGCGGCGACCUGGAGCGGCGCGUGCGCGUGUGGACUCCCGCCGCGCUGGCGCUGCCGCCGCUGCAGGCUCUCGUCGCGCUCAACAUACCCUCGUGGGGCGCCGGCGUCGACCUCUGGAGUAUGGGCAGUGAAGAAGUACCCGCUCAGAGUAUUUGUGACGGAAAACUAGAGGUAGUGGGGAUAUCGUCGUCUUUCCAUAUUGCAAGGCUCCAGUGUGGACUCGCCGAGCCGUACCGUUUUACGCAAGCAUCUACGCUAAAGAUCGAGUUGGAUGGUAGAUGUGCAAUGCAAGUCGAUGGAGAGCCGUGGAUGCAGGACCCGGCCACCAUUCACAUUGAGCACGCGGGCCAGAGUCUAUUGCUCAAGCCACGCGAACGUCACGAUUGAGAGUGACUCAAAUUUACAACUACCCUCAAUCAGUAAUUUUAUUAGCUAACGUCCUAUUAUUUUAUAAUACCAAAGAUACUUAAAAAUAAAUAAAUUAUGAUAUAUGUAUA
Messenger RNA from Leptidea sinapis, 2002 nucleotides. RefSeq names its product diacylglycerol kinase epsilon (gene Dgkepsilon). Lineage: Eukaryota; Metazoa; Arthropoda; Insecta; Lepidoptera; Pieridae. The coding region runs from base 999 to 1892 and encodes 297 amino acids. The transcript is spliced from 7 exons. Gene Ontology annotation, molecular function: ATP-dependent diacylglycerol kinase activity. The record is from RefSeq and is a predicted model, not a curated record.